Molecule: messenger RNA, 2924 nt
Organism: Acinonyx jubatus (cheetah)
Lineage: Eukaryota; Metazoa; Chordata; Mammalia; Carnivora; Felidae
Gene: IRF7
Product: interferon regulatory factor 7
Exons: 10
Coding region: 1341-2879 (512 amino acids)
Biological process (GO): regulation of transcription by RNA polymerase II; immune system process
Cellular component (GO): nucleus
Molecular function (GO): protein binding; RNA polymerase II cis-regulatory region sequence-specific DNA binding; DNA-binding transcription factor activity, RNA polymerase II-specific
Source: RefSeq, a predicted model, not a curated record
CUGCUGUGCCUGCCAGCCAAGGGGCUUCCCAGGCCGGUGCCAGCUGGUGGCCCAGUUCCUCUCCUGGUCUAACCGCGCUGGAGGGGGGGCACCCUGCGCUGUGGAUCCCCCCUCCCGACACGACAUGCAGAUUCUUGGCCUUGGGGAAACUGAGGAGCCGCCCUCAGGAACUCAUUUUGGAGAGCAAGGUCCCUGGGGACCUUCCAGGGGGUCACAGCCAGUGUUUCGGUGAGGUUCGGUGCAGAAAGCAAGCACCGUGCUCUGAGGCACUUGGCCCUGGCGUCUGGGCUGUGACCUGUGGCUCCGAGCAGAGGCUUGCCUGGGGUGACAGGAGCUGGGAGUGGGCAGCAGGCCCAGGCCGUGGUCCAGCAUGGCAGGUGGGGCCGGUCGGCUACAAUCAGAGGCCGAGGGGAACCAGAGCCACGGAGUAAGGGACAGAGCCCCCUCUACUGGCCUCCCCAGGGGAGGACUGCCGGCAGGACUUCCUCUCUGACGGCCGCCACACACUGUGUCUCUGGAUCGUCAGUGUUUCUCCUAAUGAAAAGUCAUCGCGAAUCUCUUUGCAAAUGUCUUCUCAAGGGCACUCGAGUGCUCUUGUCUGAACAAUUCCCAUCAAGACUCCGAGCCGUACAGCUGCCACAUGCCCCACGCUGUCUCCCUUUGCCCACUUUUCCUUGAGAAAAGAAGCGCCGGGUUUCGUGUGAGGUUCCCCAGCGCCUCCCCCCAGCCCCUCCGCUAGUCGCCAGGGACCCCCGGCCGGCGGCAUGUGCGGGAGGCGCCUUGAGGGAGAGGACUGACUGGACGCCGCAGGGCCGGCCCCUCCCGCCGCCCCUCCGCGACCCCCGCCCGCACCCAGGAGCUGGCGCGAGGGGCCUGGGGCACCGUCGUCCAGAGCACGUGACUUCCUCGGCUGCACCUGCAGCCCCCUCCCCCCGCCCCCCGCCGGACCCGCCCCCGGCCCGCCCCCGCCUCGCCUCCAUAAAAGCGCUGGUUCCCGGCCUCCCGGGAAGACGAACCGCCCGCCCCGGUGACCCGGCGCCCAGGGUCCCGCCAGAGCCCUCGCGCCGCGUCUGGGCUCUGGCUCCACACCUGUGACUUCAUGCGUGCGGCCGCUCGGAUCCCGCACAUUUGUGGUCACAGCACGGCCACCGCCGGCAAGAAUCCCACGCCUUGGCGACGUCGUGGCCAUCAGCCCUCCCCCCGCGUCUGUGGUCCCAACACCUUGACAACGGGGCCACGCCUGCGACAUCUUCGGUGACACGCGGGGAGCCCCUGUCACCCGUGCCCGGCCCUCCCAGCACCGCCCCCCGCCCCCUCCGCCCAGGGCUUCGGAGGGAGUCAUGGCCGCGGCUCCCGAAAGGGGGCCCCCGCGCCCGCGGUUCGCGGACUGGCUUCUGGGGGAGGUCAGCAGCGGCCGCUACGAAGGCCUGCGGUGGCUGGACGCGGCCCGCACGCGCUUCCGCGUGCCUUGGAAGCACUUCGCGCGGAAGGACCUGGGCGAGGCCGACGCGCGCAUCUUCAAGGCCUGGGCCGUGGCCCGCGGCAGGUGGCCGCCCAGCAACAGCGGAAGUGACCAGCUGGCUUCCGAAGGCCCGCUCCGCGCCAGCUGGAAAACCAACUUCCGCUGUGCGCUGCACAGCACCCAGCGCUUUGUGAUGCUGCAAGACAACUCGGGGGACCCCACCGACCCGCAUAAGGUGUACGCGCUCAGCUCCGCACUGGGGUGGAGAGAAUGCCCAGGCACUAACCAGGGGGACGAGAAGGCCCCGGAAGAAGCCCGACCCUUGAUGGGUGGGCUCCCUAGGCCAUGCCCGGCGGGAGCUGCUGCUGAGAGGCAGGGGGCCAGGCUGAGCUCUGAGCUCUGUGCCCCCAGCUCCCCUUUGGGCCUCGCUGGCAAUGCUGGGGACCUCUUGCUCCAGGCUCUGGAGCAGAGCUGCCUGGAGGACCAUCUGCUGGAAGCUGCAUGGGGGUUGGACCCUAUCCCCCCGGAGGUCCCUGGCCCAGCGCUCCCCAACAUGGUGCCAUACCUGCCUAGGGCAGUGGAGACAGCCCCCAGCCCCAGGCUGCAGGCCCUGCAGCAGGCCCAGGUGACAGACGCAGGCCCGGCCCCAGCCCUGGAGCCCUGGCAGCCCCCACGGGAGGCGGCGCCUGGCAUCCGGACGGCAGGUGAGGUCGUGGCCGGGCCUGGCCGCUCACAGAUCGGGUCACAGGCAGAGCCCAGCCCGGGGGCCCUGGAGGUGACCAUCAUGUACAAGGGCCGCACAGUGCUGCAGGAGACCGUGGGGCGUCCGAGCUUCGUGUUUCUGUAUGGGUCCCCCAGCCCAGCCGCCCAGGCCGCGGAGCCCCAGCACGUGGCCUUCCCGAGCCCGGCCGAGCUCCCGGACCAGAAGCAGCUUCACUACACAGAGAAGCUCUUGCAGCACGUGGCCCCCGGCCUGCAGCUGGAGCUCCGGGGGCCCAGGCUGUGGGCGCGGCGCCUGGGCAAAUGCAAGGUCUACUGGGAGGUGGGCGGGCCCCUGGGCUCCGCCAGCCCCUCCACGCCCCCGUGCCUGCUGCAAAGGAACCAGGACACCCCCAUCUUCGACUUCAGCGCCUUCUUCCGAGAGCUGGUAGAGUUCCGGGCUUGCCGGCGUCCGCGCUCCCCGCACUACACCAUCUACCUGGGCUUUGGGCAGGACCUGUCGGCUGGGAGGCCCAAGGAGAAGAGCCUGGUCCUGGUGAAGCUGGAGCCGUGGCUGUGCCGGGCGCACCUGGAGUACGUGCAGCGAGAAGGCGUGUCCUCCCUGGACAGCAGCAGCCUCGGCCUCUGCCUGUCCAGCUGCAACAGCCUCUACGAGGCCCUGGAGCACUUCCUCAUGGAGGUGGAACAGCCCGCCUAAGUGCCAGAGCCCUCUGCAGUCCAAUAAAAGCAAACCAAGAAACCA